Molecule: messenger RNA, 1250 nt
Organism: Medicago truncatula (barrel medic)
Lineage: Eukaryota; Viridiplantae; Streptophyta; Magnoliopsida; Fabales; Fabaceae
Product: (S)-ureidoglycine aminohydrolase
Exons: 13
Coding region: 128-1024 (298 amino acids)
Molecular function (GO): ureidoglycine aminohydrolase activity
Source: RefSeq, a predicted model, not a curated record
AGAUAUACAUUCAUGACCACGUCCAAAACGAUUUUUAUUGUUUGGCCUAUAGUAUUUUGCUAAGGCAUGCGAAUUGAAACAUUUCCGUGACACGAGUCAUCGUCACUAUCCAGUGUCCACUCUCAAAAUGCGGACUAUCUUUCUCCUUCUCCUCAUUUCCGGGUUGUUUAGGUAUUCAUUGGCCCAAGAAGAAGGGUUUUGCUCUGCACCUUCUGUGCUUAGCAAAGAAUCAAAAUCGAAGCCUCUUUAUUCCAAAAUUUAUGACUCCACUCUAUCUCCUCUUAACCUUCAAAAUUUGCCUGGAUUCACACGCAGUGUCUAUAAGAGAGAUCAUGCUUUGAUAUCACCAGAAAGUCAUGUUUAUGGCCCAUUGCCUGAUUGGAUCAAUACAUCGGGGGCAUUUUUAAUAUCACCUGAAAUGGGCUCACACUUUAUAAUGUACCUAGCAAAGCUGAAAGAAAAUUCAAGAUCAGGACUUCCCCUGCAUGAUGUAGAGAGAUUCAUCUUUGUGCUCCACGGUGCUGUCACAGUCACCAGUGCUCAUGGUGAGAGCCAUAUACUGAAGGUUGAUUCAUAUGCUUAUUUUCCUCCAAAUUUCGAACAUUCAAUUGAAUCCGACGCACCUGCUAUUAUUGUGGUAUUUGAACGAAGGUAUGCUCAUCUGUCAAAUCAUGUCACAGAGCCACUAGUUAAUUCGACGGAUAAACAACCACUCCUUGAAACUCCAGGGGAGAUUUUUGAACUGCGAAAGCUACUUCCAAUGUCUUUGGCAUACGACUUCAAUAUACAUAUAAUGGAUUUUCAGCCUGGAGAGUUUCUUAACGUUAAGGAGGUCCAUUAUAACCAGCAUGGUUUGUUGCUAUUGGAAGGAGAAGGCAUUUAUCGUUUGGGUGAUAGUUGGUACCCGGUUCAGGCUGGUGAUGUCAUUUGGAUGGCGCCAUUCGUCCCACAAUGGUAUGCUGCACUGGGGAAAACUCCGACACGGUAUCUUCUGUACAAAGACGUGAACAGAAGCCCAUUAUAAUUGUGAUUUUGAUUGAUGUUAGAUAAAUGUCACGAAUGAUAUUAGCCACCACCUUAUUUAAUAAUUUAAAUAAAAGAAGACUUGUUGCUGUAUAUAUUUAUUAGCUCUCGUAUGGUUAGGUCAUAUCAUACCAACACUAAUGCAUUGAAUCUCAUCAUAUGGUUAAUUUCAGUAUUUGUUAACUUAAUUCCAUUUAUGUAUUGAACAAAUACCAUUGAAUUGCCUU